Messenger RNA from Ixodes scapularis (black-legged tick), 6527 nucleotides. RefSeq names its product CD151 antigen. The record is from RefSeq and is a predicted model, not a curated record. The transcript has 6 exons. NCBI's taxonomy places the organism in Eukaryota, Metazoa, Arthropoda, Arachnida, Ixodida, Ixodidae. Gene Ontology annotation, cellular component: membrane. The coding region runs from base 1 to 786 and encodes 261 amino acids.
AUGGCGCUGACCUGCGGUGCCAAAUGUGCCAAGGCCCUUCUGAUCACCUUCAACUUCAUCUUUUGGCUGUCCGGGCUGGCCCUGAUCGGCCUGGGCGCGUACCUGCUGAUCGACGAGCACCGGUCCACGUUGUUCCGACUGUUCCGCGUGGACGACAACUACGCGCUGCCGCAGUACCUGGCCUUCGCCCUGGUGGGCACGGGCCUGCUCGUCCUGCUCAUCGGCUUCUUCGGCUGCUGCGGGGCCAUCAAGGAGAGCCGCUGCCUGCUGGGCACCUACUUUGCCUUCCUCUUCGUCAUCCUCGCCUGCGAGCUGGCCAUCGGGGUCUUCGCUGUCAUCUUCCAGGACAAGAUCAUGUCCGAGAUGAGAGACAACCUGACCAACGCCCUGAAGAGGGACUAUGGAAAGAAGACGCACGUGACCACGGCUUUCGAUUGGGCGCAGGCCAAGAUGCAGUGCUGCGGCGUGUUCGGACCGGGGGACUACUUGGAGAGCGCCUGGAAGGCCGAGAGCCUGGCCAGAGGCGACAACGUAAGCAAGACCUGCUGCCGCCUGCGGGACGAGACCGAAGCCGACGCCCACAAGAACCCCCGGCCCGUCAACGAGACCCUCUGCCAGAACAUGGACUCCAAGCAGAGCAUCUACAGGCACAGCCAGGGAUGUCUGGAUGCCUUGGAGGAUUUCAUCAGGCAGGAGAGCACUUUGUUAAUUGCCGUUGGCUGCGGAGUUGCCGGGCUUGAGAUCAUCGGUAUGAUCUUCUCCAUCUGCCUCUGCAAGGAGGUCUAAAGUCCAGGAGGCCUUCCCCACCGUUCCCUCCCGCCAUCGUGGACGCCAUGCUGGCGAGGGCCCAGCGUUGACCGCCGCUGCUGGCCAGCUUCCGCGUCUCUUGCCCCCAAACUUUCCACAAGCCUCGCGCCCGACGUCAUCAGGAGAGCCACGUGACACGAAAGAUCCAAGAACGACGUCGUCUUCGUCGUAGCUGCGGUCGUGCUAGUCGAAACCCCUGGAAUGAAAGAAUCUUCGUGAGGCAUCCGAGCCCCGCACACUGAAUGCGUUCGAUUGAGAGAAGAUGAAAGUGUGGCGCUAGUUUGAGUUUGGGCACUUGGUGAAGUGUUUCUGAGCAGCCAGUGCGACCGCACCGAUCGUGACCAAUACAGUCAAGUCCGCUCAUAACGAACUAGAGAAUAGCGAAAUAUUGGAUAUAGCGUAUCGUUUCAUGCUUCCUAAAACUUGCGCGCGCACGUCGGGUACUGUGUAAAGGCGAAUACGGCGUUAUUGUAGCUAUUUUAACCAGCAUAUGCUAUACGUUAAGUGACUUUGCCGGGCCAUAAGCAUCAAAAUCAUAAAGAUUUCCCGUAAAAUUUAGAUAUAACGAAUUCCGUAUAUAACGAACAUAACCGGGUUCGACUGUGCAUGGCCUGCAUGUGGCGCCAUCGUAUCAUGCUGGUACUCAUUCCCACCUUCCGAAUUCGGUGGUGCAAAAUGUAUGCUGGGGAAGUUACUCGCUCAGCAGCAAGGCCUCCGCAAUGGCCGCUGACAUGACGUCAAUGCAAGGCACAGCCGAAGCCUUCGCGUCAACGGAGACUUGCGUGGCUUAUUAUAACUGAAAGUGAUUGGGGAUUUCAUGACCUCUAUGCCGCAUCAUGUUUUGUUACAUUUCUUACCUGGUGCAUUGCACAAUUUAUUGGGAUUCACACAGUAGAAAAAAAGAAGACGCGGUGCUGGGGUGUAGCUGCCAGAAGGCAUAAGUGGGACCUACUGAUCGCGAAUGCUGAAGGGAGACGAACUCACUCACUACGGGAUCCUGAGCAUUCCUACCGUCAUUGUAGCCUUUUUCAUGUAAAGUAUCUAUAGGAGGAAAGGAAUUACUUGUUUUAAAUGCUGCACAAAAACAAUCCACCAGCGCUUUGAAGUGCUGACCAUGGUUUGUUGCCUAUAUAAUAUAAAAGUUUUACAGCAGCUUUGCAUGCGCGCCACCAUCUUCGUGUCAGGUGACCCAGCCGCCAUAGCUGGCAUCCAGUUUAUCGUCAGUGGAGUGCGUUUUCUGCUGUGCCAGCAACAACCAAAGCCUUAUUUUCGUGUUUUUUUUUUCCCUGUCUGCGUUGAAAUUACCCAUGGUUGCUAUAUUUUGUGCCACCAAAUAAUUAUUUUAAUUCAACUUUAAACCAUUCUAGUGUUUGUUUGUUUUUGUUUUCCUUAUUUAUCGAAUAGCAUGAGACCGCGAGUGCGCAGACUACACAAAAUUAUGGCCCGAAUAUUACGUCAUUCUAAGCAAUAAUCGAAGCUUGUUAAAGUUUCCAUCAGCUUACCAUUACGAUCCGGCCGUGUAACAAUGCCUGAGACGCUAUUCAUUUCUAUAUUGGUAAAGUGGAACUAAAUGAGCUUAACGAUGCCGCAAAUUCUUCACAUUUUCUUGAAAUUCAGUAGGAUGAAUCAGAAUUAAGAAAGUUUGCGCGAAUUCCGCAACGAUCACGUCACUGUAAUCUUUGCAAAUCAUACAUGAAAGCGAGCGGUCCUCGAGCGUUCUUGCUAUAAGGCAGACAAGCAGUCUGUUAUGCGCUGCGACAGUGUUUACAAACCUGCAAAAUCUUCGGUUUGUCGCCAUUGCUCGCACAGCCUAACCUUAUAUACGUGAAAACUAUUCGAGUGACUGACAGGAUUGGAACGGCGGGGAGAUAUUUUCUGGGUUCCGCCUCCAGUUCCCUACCUUCACUUGGCUGUCUCCUGAGAUUCGAGCGUGCAGGCGCAGCCUGUCCUUCUCACCCUGCCGGGGACUAGAGGUCAUUAAAUGAAUCGCAUGUAACCCUAAAACCUUGCGUUACAUUUUCCUGCGUCGAAGACUUAUUGCGUUUGUAAAGAGACACCCAGCGUAAAGUGCGUAAAUUUAACGUACUAUCCGACGAUUAACUGACGGCGUUGUACCAUAGACGUAGCGGUACUUCGAUGGUCACUGAAGUGCCGAAGCAACCAUUGUCAACACCGUUCUUCGACCUUCUUUAAUAGGGGAAUCGGUGCAUUGAAGCUGGCCCUAAACGUGGACAGUGCGUGGGCGCUUCGCGCUACUAAGUCAUGUUUAGUGCACACAGCGUGGUUCCUGCUGUCAGCUUUCUCUGAAAGCUUCCACCGAGCAGGUUUUGCCCGAUCGACGCGGUUUACGCGUCCCAUUGCGGUCGCAAUCGAUGACUCCUAGACCCGGAGGCUGCAAGAGCAAGCGCGAUUGAAUUUGGAGGUCAGCAAUGGCGGUUCGGAGGGCCCGCCGACUGCUGGCGGCUCGGGUAACCGAAGCGCGAAAUGCGUCUACAGUGGGCAGAAAGAAAGGUACAAUGCAACGGGGGUCAUCAAAGGCGCCACCUUUUCAAAACGUGAAUGACUCAGUGUAAUAUACUUUUUCGCGAGAACCACUCUCUCAGUGCUACUGCGUAGAACGAACAAUCGAAUGCACUCGUGUGCGUUCGUGUGCCUAGUAGUGUUGUUUUCAGUGUCACGUGUGCUUUGUGAUGUCAGGAUUCCUACAUUGUUAUAACAUGAUAUAUCUAUAUGCCAGCAACCAUCUGUUCGCGAUGAUGAUCAAGAGUAGCCAGUCAACAACAAAAGGAAGUCAAGCUCUGAUAAAGAUUCUUAAUAGAAAUAUAUUGUGGCAUGCGUCAACAUAAACGAUGAAGGGGGUGCUUUUUAGUGUCCGUUUACGAGAGGUUCGACUGCCUCCAGUGACAGGUUUUGUCUGGUAAAUAUUACAGGUUACUCUUUAGCAGCCGGAUACAAAUGAUACACAAUUAACAAAUAGCAUUCUCUCUUUGCCAGCAGAUCAACUUAAUGAUUUGGUUAAAUAUGAUUCCAAGUUCGCACAAUUCAACAAUGGCUUUGACUUUGCAGCGAGACAGAUGAUAGCAGCACGUGGGCAGGUAUUAAUUAUACUCCAUCUACAACUAAGCUCAGAAACGACAGGUGAUACAUACUCACACUCACACACACAUUGUUAUCGUUUCUAUUUGACACUAUCAGUUCAUUUCAUUUCGAUUCAUUUUCGGUCAAAGCUAAGCUGCAAACUGAAAUCCAAGCACAUUUGAAAUAGUCAUAAUAAAUAACGUUACCAAACUAAAUACGUUUGAAAUAUCAAAAUUUUAGGUAGACAUUCCUUGCGUAAAAGUGUUAUUUCGGCAGGUAUAGUAAAUCCACCUGUUGGCUUUCAACGAACCUGCACAAAUAUGAUAAAGUGCUACAGUUCUUAAACAAACAAACAAAAACACGCACACACGCAUGCACGCGCUCACAAAUAAAAUGGGGUUUUAAUGUUUGAAAUUGGCAUUACCUUUUUUGCAUCAACUGCAGAAACGCUUUGGCGGAUCUCUUGCUUUACAGUAAAUUUAGAGCUCAUUUUGUAUCGGAUAGACUCUCCGAGCACUGCCAUACAUGUUAUACUUUUUACAUCACCCUUCUUUGACACAAAAAGCUUACUUAUAUCUCUAUUCGAAAGAUAAUUUUGAAGAACUGUCGCUGAAGUUGAAACUAAGCUGUUUUGAUAGCGCAAUUUAAUUAAGCACGUCACGCGAAAAAAAAAACGCAUGAGUGACAGUAGAAGUAUGAAGUUUCCAGAAAACUCGCCAAUAAUCAUGCUGCAGUUUCUAAGGGUAAUAAGGAACGUCAGUUGGAAGGAAACAAAACAAGAAAGUGUACAAAGGACUGGGCAAAAUAGAAGGAUCAGAAAUAGUCCGUUUAUAGCCCCAUGUUUGUUGUUUGGAAGGAUUUCACCAUUUUAGCUCUGCAUUCGCCUGUCACUGUAUUGUAGUAAUUGAGACCGUUAUUAAAAGGUACCAGUUGAACUCCACAAUAUGCUACAGUAGUCUUUUCCCACCACAUUACAAGCUAUUCAUGUGCUACGCAAGACAUUCACUGCCUCAUACAAGCUUCCUGUGGUAGUAUAGUACGAAAUCUUAAAGGAUUGAGUUACCGAGUGUCGCCGAAAUCACAUAAAACCAUUGCGUCCCACUCCACCGCCAUCAUUCAAUAUGGCGUCCUCAUCUAAGCGUAAAAGGUGCAGGCACCUGAUGAAGUCCCAUUCCGCCAUCAAACCAUGCCCACACUCAUAAACCAUGUAAAGACUCGUCUCAAACAGACACGCAAGCAACAAAUACAACUCAUUUCUCUACCCGACUGCUGUGCUUGCAGCAGUCAGAAAUAGAGAUAAAGAGAGACUGGAGACUGGGCAUAUAGAGAUAUAGAGAGAUAGAGACUGGGCAGUUAAAUCUCAAUGUUUCGGGGCUAUAAUCCCUCCUGUUAUCAGCCCAUAGCUUGGUAUCGUCACCGUUAGAGCACCUUGGGACGCCCAAGUGUAGUGCUAUCUUUGCCAGCCAAUGUACAUAAGGUAUAACGACCAACCUGUCCCUUUAUAGUAUACGUUUAAGCUGUUGAAUCUCUACAAGUUGUGUGUAUUACGCUCGAACGAAACUGCCGAAUUGUAAAGUGUUUCGUACCGACAUAUCCCCAGCAAGCGGCCACGCACAAAAUGCUGCAAGGCUUAUUAUGGCUUCAACAUACAACGUAGGACUGAACCAAGUAUUGGCGAAUUGAAACACCUAUAACAUUUACUUAAUACAAGAUGGGAUUAUGAUCUUCGUAUUAAAAAGAACAAAUUAUAGGUUUAAAUGUAUGUAUCUUUAGGAUGCUCUUUCUUAAGCUUAAGGUUAAGUCCUAGUUUCACGUUACAUUGACGUGCGUUCCAACAUAUCAGUCCCUUACUUUUGUUAAAGCCACGUUCUAAAAUAAAAUUCACAAAAAAGUUUAGCUGUCUGCACUGUCGAGAAUCCCAACUUUCUGGUGCGCAGCGGAAAAAAAUAAUAAAACAACUAAGAACGAAGUAUCGUUCGAACUGCAGUAAAGCAGUGUCCCUUCCGUAUUUAAUUCAGAUAUAGACGCAUGGUUAAGUUUUAAAAAAAUACUAACGUGCGGCACGACAGACAGCAGAAUACGGUAGACAACUCUAUAUAUUUUAAGAUGGCACUCCGUGUACCACCACGCGAUAGUGUGAUACAGCAAAAAACUGCAAGAAGUGGCUCAGUAUGAACUCACUACUUUUCUGCGUGUCAAGGAAAGGAAAAUGCCGACUCAUUGGACACUCAGCGGAGCGCUAUUCUUCUAUGGGUAUUCUGCAGCUCUUGUUUUACAACGAUCUCUAGACUGUCCUGUUGACACUCACUGCCACCACUGACUUGUAGUCCGUAGUGGUACCUUGCUGGGGAUUCCAAACGGAAGCGCAACGUAGCCGUUAUGUUGUACGCCGUUAUUUAUUGCUUCAAAGAUUAUUACGUGUUGAGCGACUUCUAUUAUAGUGUUUAGAGAUGUUACAUCCCCAAAUGAAGUAUCCUCGUUCGGCUCGGCAAGGCUUUGGUGGGUUCUUUAUCAAUGCCGAAAGUCUUUCGAUAUGCACCGUCAAAUAUAUGGCCCAGCGUAGAAAACGAAGUCCGGGUGUUUCUGUCGAAGGUGACUAUCAAAUGUGUAUCAUAGUGUAAAAUAAAGGAUACUGCACUGUC